AUUGGAACUUUUUCAGCACAAGUGUAGCUGCUCUCGCUCCGUGGGACAAAACGCCUUCACUGCCAGCUUCAGCCCAUUUCCAGCUCUCCUCAGAAUGGCCACCACCGCUGUACACCGACUUCAUGCAGCGCCAACCGGUAUCGGCGCACACACUGGCUUCAGCCAUCAAUCCAAUGCUGGGCUGAUCCAUCUUCUUGUGCAUCCAUCCCUGGGCCGGCAAUUGCAUCUUUCACCUCCCAUUCUGUCUCCUAGUCGACCAGAUGCAAUGCUGCAGGGGAGGCAAAGUGUGCGGGUGCAGGCGACAGUUGAUAGCGUCCCUGCUGGGAGGGCGCAACCAAAGUCGACGCCCGAGGUGGAGGCGCUGCUUGACAAGUUGAAGUGGGACGCCAAUGGGCUAGUGGUGGCUAUUGCUCAAGAUGUGGACACUGGCGCUAUCUUGAUGCAAGGCUUCUCCAACCGCGACGCCAUAUCCGCCACGCUCGCCUCCAAGCGCGCCACCUUCUUCAGCCGCAGCCGAAAGCAGCUCUGGACGAAGGGCGAGACGUCGUCAAACUUCAUCGACGUUACCGAUGUCUACAUCGACUGCGACAAGGAUUCGGUGAUUUACUUCGGGAAGCCGGAUGGGCCCACUUGUCACACUGGGGCGGAGACGUGCUACUUCACGAGACUGGAGGAACUGGGAGAGAAUGGUGCUGCGACGCAUUCCGAGGAGCACCCCCCGACCGCCCUGACCACUCUCUACUCCCUUGAGUCGACCAUCGAGCAGCGAUUAGCCGAGUCUCGAGCGGAUGCAGCGACCCGGGGACCUCCCCUGGGCAAGAAGCCAUCCUGGACGCGCAGACUGCUGGAAAGCCCCGAGCUGCUCCGGUCCAAGAUCCUGGAAGAGGCGGAUGAGUUGUGCAGAAGCGUCGAGGACAGCGAGGGCCCCGACCGGACGGCCUCCGAGAUGGCGGACGUGCUGUACCACAGCAUGGUGCUGCUGACGUCACAGGGGGUCAAGUUCGAGGACGUGUUGAAAGUCCUGCGGCAACGCUUUGCCAAGUCAGGUAUCGAAGAAAAGGCGGGACGGAAGGCUACAUGAGGAUGGCAAACCCCUGUGGCAGGUUGACCAAAUGUCUUUUCUUCCGGACACAGGCCGUGGCUGCAUUGUGAUAGACGAACAUUUGACCCUUCAUUCGGCAUGUUUUGCCUGAGUUCCGAGGAUGCCCCGAGGAUGCAAGAAACAAACACAAUCAGGAUUCCUUUGAUUCUAUAUGUGGAGGACACGGUCUGUCCCGCUGCCGGGGGUGCAGGAGGCUGUAGCUACGGCAAUAUCCUGCGAGUGGUUCCAUAAUUUGCCAUGCAUUUGUUUCUCACGCUAUAGGUGGAAUUUCUGCCCCGCCGACCUUUUUAACGAAGUAGCUUUCGUAUGCCUC
Messenger RNA from Klebsormidium nitens, 1415 nucleotides. The record is from the annotation of a GenBank genome assembly. NCBI's taxonomy places the organism in Eukaryota, Viridiplantae, Streptophyta, Klebsormidiophyceae, Klebsormidiales, Klebsormidiaceae.